UCUCAAGGGACGUGAACUCCGACGAGUACUGUAGUUUGAUGUUGCAUCGGGUCUUCCUUCUUAGCGCUAGCAAAAGCGCAGCAGAGUCUAGGAAGCUCCUGAGCGAAGCUUUGCGGGCCUUUUCCGACGAAUUCGAGGAGCCUAGUAUAGCCACCAUCAUGGCUACCACUCUCCUUUCAUCGUUGCUAUCCAAGGCGAAACCACAACUGGCCGGGGACUUGCUAAGUAAGUUGCUUCGGGAGUGUAUUUAUGAUUUCUGACAAUUGCUGAAUGUCAAUUAUGCUAGACAACGCCUUUGCAUGGCUUGACUCGCACACGCAGCGUAACCUCCUCCAGAAUGUAUCCCUAAACAAGAUUACCAAACUUUUAGAAAAGGUUCAUGCUAUUGCGGAGGAAGAAGGGUUUAGGUUGCGCGCGCACCGCGAUUACGGUGACGACCAGCUCUCGCUGACUACGUCGCAAGCGCGUGGGCAAGGGGCAGAAUCGAUCAUUACCCACACGCCCACGCAAAGGGGUGCCAACAUCAACGUUCCGUCGGAACAAUUCGCCUCGUCUUUGCCUCCGAGACAGACCCCAUCACAACCAUCUUUGGGAUACACCACUGCAGCUACAUAUCCAUUCCCCUUGCCCAAUAUGCUCCCCCCAGGUGUCAUUGAUGGCGCUACAAUGUCCUUUAUGCCUCGGCACAGUGCAUCAACCGACGGCAUGCGCUGCCGGUUUGAUACCUAUCCUAGCGCUUCAGGCCCUAAUAAUCCUCUCAUGCCUGUAACGGACCUACCACUACAGACAAUGGAUAUGGGUGAUCAGUCCUUGCCUGACGACCAAGGUGCACCAAUUGUAAUGAAUUUUUCCAGUACUUGUCUGCUUACGAUCUCUCCGAAUAGCAGGGUUUUUAUGGUGAUGGUGGGAGUAGAGAUGAGGCGGGCCGCGGGUGGGAUGCUUUCGUUAUGGGUCGGUGAAAUGGAGGAUCACAGUCGUUAAGAAGCAUACGAUACACUUCCUUUUCGUAUUUAUCGUGCGGGUUCACAACCAUCUGCUGCAGGACAGGCCCAGAUGUAUCUACUGUGUCUCGAUUUUACACUGUGUGUAUGUGAGAUUUCUCGAUAUUUUACUAGCUG
Molecule: messenger RNA, 1118 nt
Organism: Cantharellus anzutake
Lineage: Eukaryota; Fungi; Basidiomycota; Agaricomycetes; Cantharellales; Hydnaceae
Exons: 4
Coding region: 271-981 (236 amino acids)
Source: RefSeq, a predicted model, not a curated record